Molecule: messenger RNA, 294 nt
Organism: Acytostelium subglobosum LB1
Lineage: Eukaryota; Evosea; Eumycetozoa; Acytosteliales; Acytosteliaceae
Exons: 2
Biological process (GO): vesicle-mediated transport; vesicle fusion
Cellular component (GO): plasma membrane; SNARE complex
Molecular function (GO): SNAP receptor activity; syntaxin binding
Source: RefSeq, a predicted model, not a curated record
UAUAACAGAUACCAAAACACUGAUAAGGUCAAGCAGACCCAACAACAGGUCGAUGAGGUCACAGGAAUCAUGCAUGUCGCCAUUGGUGAUAUGUUGAACAACCAACAAAAGGUGUCAGACCUGCAAGACAAGUCGAAUAAUAUGAAGGAGGGCGCAUCACAGUUCAAGAAGAAGACUAGAGAGAUCAAGCGUCUGAUGUGGUGCAGAAACAUGAAGUUGACAUUGAUCAUUAUCUUGGUUGUUUUGAUCAUCUUGGCUAUCAUCAUUGUUCCAAUCGUCCUAAAGUUCACGUAA